UCGCCACCGGCGUCAGGUAACAGUGUGUUGGUAUCUACCCCUGGGAGGGUUAUUCCAAGACGAUUAGGGGGGCAGCAUUUGAGAUUAGAUUCAGGAUGUCAGGAAGGCAUUAUCAUUGUCUGAGAGAGGAAGACUUUACUCCCAGUGGAGUAUCCUGAGGUGAGUCAGAUAGGAGCUGGUGCUCUGCCAACAGUGAUGAAGAGACUUCGGUCCUGGGGGGACAUGGAUCCCCUGGGAAGCAAUACAGAGGACAACACAGACAACAGUGAGCACGAAGACGUCUCGUCUUUGAAAUCCUCCUGGUCCCUGGCGGACACUAUGAACUACGUGGGCCAGCUGGCAGGUCAGGUGCUGGUAACCGUCAAAGAACUGUACAAGGGCAUCAACCAGGCCACGCUAUCGGGCUGCAUCGAUGUGGUGGUGGUCCGGCAGAGAGAUGGCACCUACCAGUGCUCGCCGUUCCAUGUGCGCUUUGGCAAGCUGGGUGUGCUGCGCUCUAAAGAGAAAGUGAUUGACAUUGAAGUGAAUGGAGAGCCUGUGGACCUGCACAUGAAGCUUGGUGACAGCGGGGAGGCCUUUUUUGUCCAGGAGACAGAACAGCAGAAUCAGAUUGUUCCAGCCCACCUGGCCACAUCUCCCAUUCCCACUGAAGGUCACCUGUUUUGGAUCUCAGAAGUGGAGCACAGGGCACCACAGGACCUGGAGGAUGACCCCGCUGAUCCAGAGGACCCACCUGAACCUCCUGCCCCCAGCACUAUUGCCACAAAGAAGAAGAAGAGACGGAGGAAGAAGCACAAAGGAGACCCUCGCAGAGAGGAGUUGACCCCACCUAUGGCCCCCACUACUGGAAAUGCUAAUGCUGCUAAUGCACCCGCUGCUACGACUGCUGCUAUGUCUGGCGCUGGGCAGAGUGAAGAGAUCUUCGAGAUGGAGAUGAGUUCUGAUGAGGAGGGCACAGCACAUGCCUCACGGUCACCAUCAAUGACCAUGAUGCGAGACAUCAACCCCAAAUUACCUGCAAGUAGACACAACCUAGAUAGUUACCCGUUUUCUGAUAGUGACUGGACAGCAGCUGACAGUCAUGGCUUGUCUCAAGCCUUUUCCCCUAAAAGUGACUCUGAGUUGGUGGUGAAGCCUUCAGAGAGCAUGCUCAGAGCUGAGUCCCACAUACAGUGGACCUGGGGGGAGUUUCCUGAAUCAACCAGGGUCACCAAGAGGGAGAAACCAGAGCUGCUGAAAACAGUGACCAUCACCCCAUCAGAGAGCACCCAUUUCCGUGUCAUUCUCAGUUCAGAGGCCAUGGAGAACGAGACUGAGGCUGUGGUUGCCAAGCAAGAUGGCACCCAAAUGUGUACAAUUGUCAAGCCUGAGCCACGCACCCCUGUCACCGCUGUCACACCUGUGAAUCCUCUAACAUCUGUCAGCACCAUAGCCUCAGCAAGUCCUGUAACCCCGUCAGGGCCACUGGAUGUGCUGCCAUCCAAUAUGGCAACCUCCACCCCUUCCAACAGCCUUGCUGCUGCCACUGCUGCUGCUCAGCUGGCUGGGGACCUCGUGGAUGUCUGCUCCAAGAGCGAAUCGCCCUCGAAGAAAAAAGGCGUCCCUAAGAGGAGCCAACACCAGGGUCCUGAGGAUAUCUACCUGGAUGACCUGAAUGUACUUGAACCUGAUGUUGCUGCACGUUACUUUCCUAAGAGUGAGUCGGAGGCGGCCACUAAGCAUUGGAUGGACUCAGAGAUGCGCUCUGGAUCACAGUCUCCUCAGUCGGUGGGCAGCGCAGCAGCUGACAGUGGCACAGAGUGCCUGUCUGACUCAGCCAGUGAUCUCCCUGACGUCACCCUCUCUCUGUGUGGAGGCCUCACAGAGAAUGCUGAAAUAUCCAAAGAAAGGUUCAUGGAGCAUAUAAUCACCUAUCAUGAAUUUGCUGAAAAUCCAGCAAUUAUAGAUAACCCCAACCUAGUAGUAAAGAUAGCAAAUAGAUAUUAUAACUGGACACUAGCUGCACCCUUGAUUCUGAGUCUGCAAGCAUUUCAGAAGAAUUUACCAAAGGCUACAGAAGAGGCCUGGGUGAAGGAGAAAAUGCCAAAGAAGCCAGGCCGCUGGUGGUUUUGGCGAAAGAGGGCGGAUAGUACAAUCAAGCAGUCUGAAACGAAGCUGGAAACCAAGGAGGAGUCUCAUCUGGAGGAGGGAGGACCUUCCAUAUCUCAGGAGAAGUUGGCCUUACCGCCUAAAGCAGGGGAUUCAUCCAGUGAUGAAGAGGCCAAGGAGGUGAGUGCAGCGUCCUGCCAGGAGAGGCUGCAGUCAGUGGAAGGUCAGCCCCACCCCAGCCACACCUACAGGAAGUCACUACGGCUCUCCUCGGAUCAGAUAGCCAGUCUUAAACUGAAAGAGGGACCUAAUGAUGUGACGUUCAGCAUCACCACCCAAUACCAGGGCACAUGCCGCUGUGAGGGCACCAUCUACCUGUGGAACUGGGACGACAAAGUCAUCAUCUCUGAUAUUGACGGCACCAUCACAAAGUCAGAUGUGUUUGGACAGAUCCUGCCACAGUUGGGGAAAGACUGGACGCACCAGGGCAUUGCCAAGCUCUACCACUCAGUAGCUGAGAAUGGCUACAAGUUCUUAUACUGCUCAGCACGGGCAAUCGGCAUGGCAGACAUGACAAGAGGCUACCUGCAGUGGGUCAACGAUGGGGGCACUAUCCUGCCCAGGGGACCUCUCAUGCUGUCACCCAGUAGCCUCUUCUCUGCCUUCCACAGGGAGGUCAUUGAGAAGAAACCAGAGGUCUUCAAGAUUGAAUGCCUUACAGACAUCAAGAACCUGUUCCAGCAUAACAAGCAGCCGUUCUAUGCAGCCUUUGGGAAUAGAACUAAUGAUGUGUUUGCCUAUAAGGAAGUGGGGGUCCCGGUAUGCAGGAUCUUCACAGUCAACCCCAAGGGAGAGCUGAUCCAAGAGCAGACAAAGGGCAACAAGUCCUCUUACGGCCGACUGAGCGAGCUGGUGGAGCAUGUUUUCCCUCUGUUGAGUAAAGAGCAGAAUGAGGCCUUUGCAAUGCCAGAGUACAGCUCCUUCUGUUACUGGAGGCAGCCCAUACCUGACAUCGACCCCGAUGAGCUCCUCUGAUCCUACACAUGCACCUAGGCAUAAAAUACAACAUGCCACAGGACCAUGCACUUGAACACAACAGCGAACAUUUGGACUAGAACUCUGCUCUCCCCACCUAUUGCCUAAACAUACACACAUUCACAUAUACACACACACCACUAUAGGAGAACGUGACACUGGGAACUCGCUUGCUGUCAUAGCGGCGAUAGAGAUGUAAUGAUAAACACACACAAAAUACAAGGAAACUAAAAUCUCCCAUUGGAAAUGAGAAAAAUGUCUCUAAAACAGUAAAUCCUGGAGGUUGGAAAACCACGUCCCUGAGAGAAGAGAGACUAAAUCACCAUCUCUGCUGUUUGUGCUGUUUACAGAAGGCAUCCUGCCCAGCCCCCAGCCAGCACCAACUAGUCCAGUUGAUCAUUACCAACACAGGGAUGAAGCUUUUUUCUUCUGUUUUGUUUGGUCUUUUUCUCAGUUGAGCAGGCAGCAUGUCUAAUUUCUUGCCAGCCCUAUGCUCUGUAUCCACCAUCAGAGAAGAGACUGAAGCCCGAUUUAUGAGACACUACCACUCAGCACUAGAGUUUAGGGUGUCUGCCACAACGCACUAGCCCAAGGCAGAAGAAGCAGCAUCUUAUUUGGAGCCGCACUUAACGUUCUCACAAUUUACAAACACCGUAAACACAUAAACGAAACUGUCAAAGUGAAGGACACUGUGUUUGAUUAAAGCCAAGGAAGGAAGUUAACAUUGAGCAAUAGCCAAAUGCUGGAUAUUUGUUCUUUUUUUUUUUUUUUUUUAUUGUGGCUCUUAUGAUUUACUAGACAACCAGCCAUUUUGGCAGAUAACCAGUCGUCAUUUUGAGGCUUUAUUCUGUUCUAAAAAUGUAACUGUCUGGCAAAACAGUGACAGUGGCUGGCAGAUCUCAAAAUUUCCCAGCUAUGAAGCGCAGGCAGAAAAAAGUGAGUUUCCUGCCUUGAGUCCCACUGGCCCAAAGACCUAGGAAGGCCUAAUCUACUGUUGGAGAGUUGUAUUCAUUGUCCUAUGUUCAGGACUGACUGUGGUCAUGAGUUAGCUGCUAUGAUGAGAGAAAAGGGGACAUGAGCAUGUCUCUGAUGGCCACUUAUUAAGUUAGAUAUGAAUGAGUCAUAUUUGUAUGGUUAAUAUUCAAGGUUAUAGCUGAGACAAUGUUCAGCUCAGUAUGUAUGUAAGGGUGCACAGUUAAGUUGGUGAUUUUAAAAGCAAAAUGAAGCAGCUACAUGGUAUUUUGUGCUUGCUAUUUUAUAUAUAAGCUUAUUCUGUUCUACAAGCUCUGGCAAAUCAAGUGUGUUUUUGUUAGCAAUGCAGAUAUUAUUUAUAAUUGAUAUUACUGGUCUAACUUAUUGAUUUAUCUUGUGCUGCUUGUCUUAAAAGUAAUUUAACAACAGUGCAGUGCGGCAACGUUUCAUAUAGGUAUUUUGUAUUGUUGGUUGCCGUUAGAGUAACUGCUAGGCCUCCAAGAUAGCUUGAUACAUCCAUCCAACACUAAGCCUUGUACAAUCUCUUUUUUUAAUACUUAAUUCAUUUUCCCAUUUUACAUCUCUCUGUAAUCCUUGUUUUGCAACAAAAUCUUCAUCAACCCGUAAGGUACAUAGACAUUCCUUAGCAAACCCCCUGAACUUGCAGCUUUUAAGCAUGGCAGCAUGUGGAAAUGUAAACGAGACUGCAUGCGUGUGAACAGUGGAAACAAGCAGACCAGUUAAGAGCUUAAAAAGAAGGAUUUUCCUCUUGAGAAUGCCUAGGAGACGAUGUGUGUUUUUGUGUGUACGUAAUCGUUAACACUGAGUGCUGCUCUCGGGGUGACAGGGUCAUGCACACUUUAACUUACGUCUAAGUUCCCCCAGCUGCUUUGCCAAGCCUUAUCCAACCGCACUUUGUCUCAGCUGCACCCCAGAGACGCAAGAUCUCUUUCCUCUGCACACCUCUCCCCCACAUGCACUUCACUAUAGGCCUCUUCGGAGGCAGUAGACCACAGAGGUAUGCAAUUAAUGCAAGAUGAAGAGUUCUCGUUUUACCUCUUUGGCGGGUGUAAACUUAUAAUACCAUAGACAGAUCUGUUAUUCUGAAAUGUAUUGAUGGAAGGAGGGGCUGGAAAUUCUUAGAUUGGAAGGCAGAGGUUAGGGUCUUUAGGAUAGGAUCUGGACAUGCAUGAGGGUAGAGUUAAGACCUGUGAGCACAAGAUGCCCCUUCUGCGUGUGUCUGUUAAUAAGAGAGAGAGAGAGAGCAAGAGCGAGAGAGAUCCCAUGCCUGAUGAGGAGUGGGUGUUGUUAGAAAAUACGCAAACAGGAAAUGCACUUUGAGGUGCUUCACUGGUGUCUGUUCAUCAGUUUGUUUUAGGAGAGAUGGGCAGAUGUGCCACUCCAUAAUAUUUGCCACACCUGUAGCACAAGUUUAAUAGUCACAUGUUAGUUAGGAGUGUGUAUAUUAACCAGGAAUGAGCAGAAAAGUGAGACUUGACAGAAUCAUUUAAUGAAAAGCACAACAAUUUAUGAUGACAGCUACUUAUUCAUCUGAAUUGUAAUCAGUAGUCAUUAUUUCACUGAAAAGUGUUUUGGACACAUGGGCAUUUGUUCUGUAGUUAGGCAGACUUUUUUUUGUUCUUGUGUGUGUGCGUGUGUGUGUAAUUAAGACGUGUUUUGCUUGAUACUUUUGUCUGCUCCAUGAAGUUUGGUGAAGUCAAAUAUAAUUAAUUAACAAAGGAAUUCCAUUCUUUCUAUGAAAGUAAUGCAUCUUGUGUGGAAAGAUCACACUUCAUCCUCUAUGAUCUCGGGAUAUGUGUUAUAAUAGAUAUUGUUUGUUCUUACUCAACUGCUAUGGAAAUUGCCAUACGCCGAUCGUCACAUUUUUCUGUCUUUGAUGCCUUUUGUUAUUUUGUUUUAUUACUUAUAUUUCUUAUACAGUGUGUAAUCUUUUGUGGAAAUAUAUGUGUUUGAUUGUGUUUGGAGGUAAAGCUUGCCAUUUGAUUACGUCUGACCAACAUAAAUACCUUAAGUGUAAAAUGCUGUAUUGAUUUGUAUAGAAAUGUGGUUUAAAAUAUGUUUAAAGAACAAAAAAUCCAUUGGAAGAGAACAUACAGGCCUAGUUAUGCUAACCAAGUGUGGCUUGUAGUCAUGUUUGUGUUUAAUAAAGUUUCUAACUGAAUGCAUUUGUCUGUAGCAUGCUUGUUUACUGUCAGGGUCUCAGUCAAAAAGUUCAGCAGUAACCACAGGCUAGAAGAGUGACUUUUACCCUGUUGUUUCUUGUUUAGCGCCGUUUUGUUAUAUGACGGAGGUUAGUGCAGUUCAUGUCCGUAAAGUCACUCCUCAAGUCAUUUGUUGCUUGUUUUAUAGAACAAAAAACAUUAAAAGAUUAUUGCAAGUAAUUAACUUG
This is a messenger RNA of Myripristis murdjan (pinecone soldierfish), 6505 nucleotides long. RefSeq names its product lipin 2 (gene lpin2). Gene Ontology annotation, molecular function: transcription coactivator activity; phosphatidate phosphatase activity. Gene Ontology annotation, cellular component: nucleus; endoplasmic reticulum membrane; cytosol. The transcript is spliced from 20 exons. Gene Ontology annotation, biological process: cellular response to insulin stimulus; triglyceride biosynthetic process; fatty acid catabolic process. The record is from RefSeq and is a predicted model, not a curated record. Bases 196 to 3123 code for a protein of 975 amino acids. NCBI's taxonomy places the organism in Eukaryota, Metazoa, Chordata, Actinopteri, Holocentriformes, Holocentridae.